AUGGCUCCUUCCGCACCUGGGGCAGCCAACUCGCCGGCUAAGAAGACCUCAGCCCCCGAAAAGAAAUACAAAUGCCAAUUCUGCAAUCGCGCAUUCAGCCGAAGCGAACACCGCAGUCGUCACGAACGAUCCCACACGAAAGAAAGACCCUUCAAGUGCUUAAAAUGUCGCAGUACCUUUGUCCGCCGCGAUCUUCUUCUGCGCCAUGACCGAACUGUUCACGCUAAGGACGGCGGAAUUCCUUUGGUGGCAGAGGGCCGCAGACGUGGUGGAGGGGUUCAGAAAACCUCAUCUGCCCCAGCGAAGCCGUCGGUCACCAUUGACCCGACGACGUUGGAGCAGAUCGAGGCAAGCAGCGACGGUAUGGUCGACCUUGAAACUGCAGCCAUGUUGAUGACAGAUUUCCAACAUAAGGCUGCAGCAGCGGCGACCGGCCAGGUCUCCGAGCGUUCCGAAUCGCUUUCGCCAGGGCACGGCUCCUUCGAGCCCUACCUCUCGGGCAACGCCACCCUGCCUCAGAUGCCUUGGGACACCCUUGUCUCCCCCGCCGAACCGGGCUCGAUGCCUACCCUCGUCGAUCGCCAUGGCCCUGUCGGAGACGUUCUUCUAUCCAACUCCCUGCCUAUGUCUGGACACUCGACCCCGAAUGCCCUCUCACCUUAUCCCUCGAUGACUGGCCCCGUCAGCCCCGUCAACUACCGCCGCUCGCCCGGUCCUAGCCAGGCACUCACUCUUCCCAAGGCACCGCAAAUUGCUAAUGAGAUGGAACGUAACUAUGUAGUGGACCGGGUUCAGGGAUCAGACACUCUUGGUGCUCUUCCCGAUACUUUCCAACUUCCUUCCACGGUUGCGUUGAACCGGUAUUUGUCCACCUACUUUAAUCUCUAUCAUCCUCACUUGCCAUUCCUUCACCAGGAGUCUUUCAAGCCCUCGCAAGUUCCUGCGCCCUUGUUACUCGCAGUCUUGUCCAUCGGUGCUCUUUACACUUUCGAGCGCGAGCACGCUUUCAUGCUUCACGUCGGAUCCAAGGUCCUGGUUAACCAGUUCCUGCAACACAAGGAUAACUUUGACUCCCGCAAGUGUCCCCUGACCUUGAUGCAAGCUACUUUGUUGAACAUGGUAUUCGAGAGCUGGAGUGGUGACCCCAAGGGCCUCGAAUGGACCUGCUCGAUCAAGAGUCUUCUGGCCAACAUGGUCGCCGGCAAUCGAUACCAACUCAAGGUACGGACACAGGCCCGCCAAAAUGUCCAGCCCUCGCGUGAGGAGUGGAUCGAGGAUGAGUCUUGCCGUCGCACAUAUUUCGCCGUGUACAUCUUCUUCGGCAUGCUGACACUCACAUUCAAUCACACUCCCGCCAUGAGCUUCGAUGAGUUUGACGACUUGGAGCUUCCUUCCUCGGAGUCCCUUUGGAACCUGGAUGCGACUGAUGAUGAGGCUUGGCGCCGCAGCAUGGUCUCGAGCGCACUCACCGUGCGCGAGGCCCACGAUUUCCUGUUCCAGGGCGAGCAGACUCGCUACAGUGCUUUCGCUACCCGUGUGCUGAUCAACGCCCUUUUCCUGCAGGUCUGGAACCACAAGCGCAGCUUCGAGGCUCUGCAGGAUGUGGUCACAGAGUACAAGUUGCGGCUGGCUCUCGAGACCUGGGAGAACUCCCUCGAGGUUUGCGAGCCUGAGACCAUUGUGGUCCCACUCAGCACUCCCCAGAAGGGUCACCCCUUGAUCUUCAACUCAAUGGCAGUGUAUCGCAAUACCCGCGCUCGCCUGGAAGUUGAUCUCAAGUCCAUCCAGGAGGCGAUGCGGUAUCACUCCUCAUACGAGGUGGCAGCUGCUAUGACUGUCGCUCGUGAGAAGGUCAAGCGGUCGCAGGAGAUGAACAAGGUCAUCCAACAAUGCUUCGAGUGCAUUGAGAUUGCCGCCAUUCAAGGCAUCAAUUGGGUUGCAAAGACUUCCGCCACCAACUGGAGUGUUGAGCACCCUCUCUGCGGCCUGGACCUGAUGGUCAUCCUGAGCCUCUGGCUCUACCGCCUGGAACAUGACGACGAGCCGGCCACUGAGGCUGAAUUGGCCCUCUACAACAAGGUCCGCAAUCUGUUUGAUGACGAUGCCAUCGAUGCCUUCGGCAAACUUAGCUCCACCGUCGCCCGUGUAUGGGGUAACAUCCUUGACGGCGUGGUUGUCUGGGGAAUUACCAAGCUGAUGGGCGAAUCGUUCAAACUUCACUCCCAGGCCUUGGUCGGCUAUGAGGACUCUCUUCGUGUCGCCAAGGACCAGCCGAUCCAUGCGGUGCCAACCAAGUCGCUUGCUAGCGUCGGCACUGCAUAUUAA
This is a messenger RNA of Penicillium paradoxum, 2325 nucleotides long. RefSeq names its product Zinc finger C2H2. The transcript has 3 exons. The coding region runs from base 1 to 2325 and encodes 774 amino acids. Gene Ontology annotation, cellular component: chromatin. Gene Ontology annotation, biological process: DNA-templated transcription; regulation of transcription by RNA polymerase II. Gene Ontology annotation, molecular function: RNA polymerase II cis-regulatory region sequence-specific DNA binding; zinc ion binding; DNA-binding transcription factor activity, RNA polymerase II-specific. The record is from RefSeq and is a predicted model, not a curated record. NCBI's taxonomy places the organism in Eukaryota, Fungi, Ascomycota, Eurotiomycetes, Eurotiales, Aspergillaceae.